This is a messenger RNA of Chiloscyllium plagiosum (whitespotted bambooshark), 2423 nucleotides long. The record is from RefSeq and is a predicted model, not a curated record. Lineage: Eukaryota; Metazoa; Chordata; Chondrichthyes; Orectolobiformes; Hemiscylliidae.
AUGAAUCAGCAGUUACAAGUCAACAUUUCAGAGGAACAGGAGUUGCUGAAAUUGUGCCUGAAUGUGUGCGUUGUGCCUCUGCAGGUUGUUGAUCUUGAUUCCACGACUCCGUACAAAGCUCUGCAGUUGUGUACACUUCUACCGAGCCACAAAACGAGAGUGCUGGUUUGUGGGGGAGAUGGGACAGUGGGCUGGGUGCUGGACGCCAUUGAUGACAUGAAGUAUAAGGGACAGGAGCAGUCCAUUCCAUAUGUUGCUGUUCUCCCUCUGGGAACUGGCAAUGAUUUGUCAAACACUCUCGGCUGGGGAGCUGGAUACACUGGUGACAUCACAACUGAAGAGAUUCUUCAGAGUGUUCUAGACGGGGAGGUAACCAAAUUAGAUCGAUGGAGUGUGCGGGUGACAAAGGGAUUUUACAGCUUCCAUAGGCCCAAGAUUUACACCAUGAACAAUUAUUUCUCCAUUGGACCAGAUGCACUUAUGGCUCUGAACUUCCAUGAAUGCAGGCAGCAAAGCCCUUUCCUUUUCUCCAAUCGGAUUAUUAAUAAGGCUGUUUAUUUCUUCUAUGGGACCAGAGACUGUUUAGUUCAAGCUUGCAAGGACCUGGAUCAGAAGAUUGAGUUGGAGCUGGAUGGGGAAAGAAUUGCAUUGCCGAAACUGGAAGGGAUUAUCGUUCUCAACAUUGCUUACUGGGGAGGGGGCUGUCGGCUUUGGGAAGGCACAGGGGACAAACCUUAUCCCCCUGCCAGUCAUAGUGACGGGCUGUUGGAAGUAGUUGGUGUUUAUGGCUCAUUCCAUUGUGCUCAGAUCCACGUGAAACUGGCCAACCCAGUCCGCCUGGGCCAAGCCUACACUGUCAGACUGAUUCUGAAGAACUCGAUGAUGCCCAUGCAGGUUGAUGGGGAACCCUGGGUUCAGGGACCAUGUUCUGUUGUCAUCACUCACAAAACCCAAGCUCUGAUGAUCUCACCAUCAAAACGACAACCAGAGGAGGAUGUCCAGAGUGCAUCAGCACAAGGCACAGUGGAAAGCUGACACCGACAUUCAGAAUGGUACAGAGGCAAUCCUGUCCAAACUGCCUCUCAACAGGGAAAGAUGCACUUUACCAGAGUAACUUUACUCCUCUCAGCUUGAAUGGUGAUUAGCAGCCAAGAAACAUCAGAUACUGUGAUUCAUGAGAGCUGGAGGGAGGGAGUGUGAGCACUGGGGCUGGGGAAGCCCCUGAUCCUUGGGAUUGGGGCAACACAAUUCCUUUGUGGGAUAGGGGAAGUUGAUCCAUGCAGGACGUUGGAGGGACAACAGGAAUCGGAUGGGGAAGGAUUUCUGAAGAUAUCUGCAAGUAAUUUGAGUUCUUUUAUAGAGAGAACUUUACUCUGAAUUUAACCCCAUGCUGUCCCUGUCCUGGAAGUGUUUGAUGAGGACAGGGUCAGUAUUAAAGUAUGUAAUCUUCCCAAGUACGACAUUUACCAAAGGCAGCAGAAUGUUCCUGUCUGCUGUCCGCCACUGGCUUGUUUAGUUGAUGCAGCUCCACCCCCAUUAGUGAUUUCCAGCAGAUAGAGUGAAUUGGUUUAAUUUUCACUGUUUCCCCCCCCAGACCGCCUUUCUGUUUUUGAAAGUUGUUAUUUCUGGAUCUUUGAUGUGGUUUACAGUAUAUUUUUUGUCUUGCUGUGUUUGCACAGAUUAUGGACCUAAUUGAGUCUUUGCACUGUGGCUGUUUACUGUGGUCAUUGUUACUGCUUCAUCCAUAUUCUUUUUGCAGGAGUCUGGAUUGCACUGCUGAUAGCUGACACUGUCUGAGUUGCAGGUCGACACUGACUAAAGACAGGUUAACAUUUCUAUAUUCCAUAACCAAAUGAAAAGUCCCAACCUGCUUCCCAGGAAGUGUUCUCAAACACAUUUUGACCCCGAGCCACUUCAGGAGAUAUUAAAACAGGUCUCAGCCUUGAUGUAAAGACAGAGAGAGAUUUUAAAUGCCUAAGAGGUGACUCUGGGUCAAGUCUGAGCUCGAGCUUUGUGACCUUCAUGAAAGUGCAGAACCAAGAGGCACUAGGGUCCAGGUUCUGCUAUACCCCGGCCCUCUCAGCCCCUCAUCAGUGGGGGUCAGGAAGUGAGGCUGCUCCUGGGGAUUAGGGGAAUGGAGCAGGGGGUGAUGUUUGGGCUGUAUUGAGCUGUUAACCUCAGUUCCAUCCUGAUCACGAUGGGACUGAUGCUGCUCUCAAACCAAAUUCUGUCUCCUUUCCUGAUUCCGAACAUUGUUUCCACGUCACAUUUUUAUCUUCCAUUGCUUCUGGGAGGUGUAAUGUCAAGUAUUCUCAUUCCAUCUGUUGUAAUUUGUGUAAAUGGGGAGGGAAGAUUAAUGUCCUGAUCGUGGUCAAACUUUGUGACAUCAAUAAUGUGAAAUAAAUUUGGGACUAGCUCUGAAA